UUGAAGGAGCUGCCCCAAGCUUAAGCUGCCAUGACGUGUAGUCUACAGACAGUGAGCCAACCCUGGUAGAGCCGGUGCCAUGUACCUGGACGUCGGCACCAACUGGACCUCCGUGGACGUCCAGCCGCUGACCAACACCUCGCCGUGUGUCUGCAAGUACCGGCAUGACGACGUGCCGGAGCCGGAUCUCAACGGCUCCUGGCCGCAGCAGGAGAUGUCAGCCCUGCACGUGCUGGGCGACGCCUACUCCUCCCUCCACGGCGUCAUCAGCCUCAUCGUCUGCGCGUUCGGGAUUCCGAUGAACGUGCUCAACAUCACCGUGCUCACGCGCAAGCACAUGCGCACGCCGGUCAACUGCAUCCUCACCUGGCUGGCCGUGUUCGACCUGCUGACCAUGGUCUCCUACGUGCCCUUCUCGCUGCAUUUCUACUGCCUUACUACGUCAUACGACCGCUCGGGAAGAAACUCCUGGGGCUGGAUGACGUUCCUCAUCUUUCACGUGAACAUCACGUCAACAACACACACCAUCAGCAUCUGGCUAGGCGUCACGUUGGCGAUGUUUAGAUACAAACACAUCUUCUCACCUGCCAAAGGUCACAUCACGCGCGUGCGACGACUCAUACGGGCCAGGAUCGCCGUGUUUGUCGUGGUGGUCGUGUCCAUACUGGUCAUGAUCCCCAACUACAUGAUGAACAAGAUCAUCCCACACCAGGUCACGGAUCCAGAAACCAACGUGACCAACGUGAUCUUUGUCACGGAGAACCUGAACCUCGGCACGGAGGACGUUGAACUCGUGACGCAGGUGAACCUCUGGCUCCACAGCGCCCUGGCCAAGUUCCUGCCCUGCAUCCUGAUGGUGGUGUACGGCGGGCUGCUGGUCAAGACGCUCCGGACCAACAUCCGCAUGCUCAACAGGAGCAGCACGACCCGGACCUCGGACUCCUUCUUCCCGGCGUGCCCGGCUGAUGCCUCUCCUGAUCGGCCGUCUAGGCAGGGGGAGAAUUUCCUUACCCAGCAUUCCGUGGAGAGGAAAGGCUCAAAGAAAAACAACCACAACAGUCGGGAGGGUAGACCUGAACACGAGGACUUCCUGUGUUUAAACUGCCAGAACCAGAGGCUCAGCCAGCAGGAGCAGAGCCAGCAGACGACCACAACAGUCGUGUUCAUGCCUUCAAGCUCGCCCAGCGUCACCACAAAACGCGCCUCCUCCAGCCCUCUCGCGACCACCAGACGACAGAGCCGUCACCACGACAACUCCCGAACAACACGGAUGCUCCUCAUCGUCAUCACGCUAUUUUUAGUAACGGAACUUCCCCAAGCUAUUCUUAUCGUACUCUCCGCGACGAUUCCAAACUUUUUUCAAGAGGUUUAUCUGCCCCUGGGCGACAUCAUGGACGUCGUUGCUCUCAUCAACAACGGCAUCAACUUCCUGCUCUACUGCAUCAUGUCCAGGGACUUCCGCACGACGCUGUUGGACAUGAUGAAGUCCACGAUGAACAACGCCAGCAAAGUGCCCGGGAAAAUCACCACCACAUUCUAUCGACCGACAGCCACCGUCUUCGACCGAAGUGAGCGAUCUCACGCGACUCUCAUAGUUCGAGCCAAAGAAUUAUCAUCGUGACUCUAGAAGA
Messenger RNA from Physella acuta, 1631 nucleotides. Its product is annotated as G-protein coupled receptor dmsr-1. Gene Ontology annotation, biological process: G protein-coupled receptor signaling pathway. Gene Ontology annotation, cellular component: plasma membrane. NCBI's taxonomy places the organism in Eukaryota, Metazoa, Mollusca, Gastropoda, Physidae. The record is from RefSeq and is a predicted model, not a curated record. Gene Ontology annotation, molecular function: G protein-coupled peptide receptor activity.